Messenger RNA from Aphanomyces invadans, 1982 nucleotides. RefSeq lists its product as hypothetical. The record is from RefSeq and is a predicted model, not a curated record. NCBI's taxonomy places the organism in Eukaryota, Oomycota, Saprolegniomycetes, Saprolegniales, Verrucalvaceae. The transcript is spliced from 10 exons. Gene Ontology annotation, molecular function: calcium-dependent protein serine/threonine phosphatase regulator activity; calcium ion binding. The coding region runs from base 42 to 1517 and encodes 491 amino acids.
CGGAAACUUCGAUACUAAUUGAUUGUUGACAGUUUCACAUCAUGCAGAACGCGCCGCCGCAUCGGUACACGGCAGCGGCGAUUGCCGAGCUGUACACGGAUGUGUCCAAGCACUUGCAGCAUCUCAACGCACACUCAAAUGUUUCCGUGCGCGCGGUCACACUGCCGUCAGACCAAGAGAUCGCGUCGCUCGUUCAGUCUCGUGCAACGUUCCUUCCAGAGAAGUACCCCGUCUCCGCAUUGUGUGACCCAACAAACGGCAACAACCUACGGGCACGCGACGACGUGCCUCGACCUGGCGGUGGCAAACGUGCAAGUGCAGCGUAUGUGUUGGUGGCGGGGAAGCAGCGCACCGUUCCAGCUGCGGACCUUCCCACGAUCAAGGGAUUUCUCCGAAAGCACAGCAUCGAGAUGGCCAACACGAGGCUUGGGCUUCAGGCGACUGUCAAGAAAGACGGGCGUAGUCAGAGUGUCGUGACGCGGAAGCGGCGGCAAGCGAUGAUUGCGACGGCCACCGAAGCCGAGACGCGAAAAAAGGUGGUGGGGAAGCAAGCGCUGAUCUCGGAGCUCAUGCGGUCGACCAAGUUCAACAUGCACGACAUCUUUCAGAUGAGCUGCCAGUUCAAAGAGCUCGCGCGGGAGAACGGCACGAUUUCGUGCGAUGACUUUGCCACGAUCAUCGGGAGCCAUCUCGGAAAGCUCGUCGGGAGCGUGAGCCACACGUCGGCCAUCGACGAAGCGACGAUUCACGGCAACGGCGUGUCGUCGAUCGGCGAGACGAUCUCCAUGUCGAAUGCACUCGUCAAGCGCCUCUACGGCGUCUUUGACCAGGAUCUCAACGGCGCCAUCGAUUUCCGAGAGUUUAUCCUCGGCAUGAACAGCCUCGUGCAAGGAACGCUCGAGCAAAAGCUGGACGCGCUCUUCAAGAUGUACGACAAGGACGGAAGCGGCACGAUCUCGAUCUCGGAAUUGGUGCUCAUCCUCAAUGGCGGCCAAGAAAAGAUGUCCCAACUGGCCAUUUACAUCGACGACUACUUUGCACACGUCGACACGAACGGCGACGCCGUGAUUACGGAAGACGAGUUUGUGCAAGCGGCGUCCGUCGAGCCCCUCGUGCUGGAAGCGCUGAGCAAGCCGCUCACGUUCAACCGCCACACGAACUUUCAGUUGCGCCAGAGUCUGCGGUGUAUCACGGAGCGCCUCAAACUGGACUGGAGCGUGAUGCUGUCGAUCUUGGAAGACGUGAACGACGCAACGAGACUUGACCGCGACGCGGCUGCGCAUGAUCGAGCAUGGCUUGUCAAGACUAACCAAGCCGACCCGGCGCCAUACGAAGCGGUGGCCGCCCCCCUCACGAGCGCCCAGUUCCACAAUAUCAUGUUCGAGUACCUCCACGAGCCGCAAGCCGAGGACGGCCACACGCUGCAGGACCUGUUCAAGGCGUACGUUCCGCAGCAAGCGCCAGCAGAUCCAAGUACGUCUGCGCUGUCGGUGGCAUGCCUGAAGCGUCGGCACUAGAAAAUCGAGGCAAGGCCAAUUGCCGCGACUUUAUUCGAGACUUGGCCGGCAUGUUGCGGUGCGUGCUCCGUGGCACUUGCCGUGGCGCUUGAUCGUGGCGACGUAGGAUGCUUGUCGUCGACACGACCCACGACGAAGCGUGUUCGCGAUUCUACUUUCGAUUCUUCGACUACGAUUGCGACGGCGAAAUCACGCGGGAGGAACUCAGCAGCGUCGUUUGCUCCAGGUAUUAGGAUGUCGUCUGCCGUGAUGCGGACCGUCGAUUCGUCGGGUUGACCUGGUUGUGGUGUAGCUUUGGCUCGAUGGGCCAUGAGCUGCUCGAGACGAUGAGGUUGCUGCAAGGCAUCGACACGAACGGCGACGGUGAACUCACCAAGGAAGAAUACUUGGAAGCCGCCAAGAAGAACCCGUUGCUCCUGGCCUCGAUUUACAUCUGCAUUUAACACAACCUCGACCUACCUUGGA